AAAACCACACUUAGUUUGGUUUCCUGUGAGAGAUGAACUCUGUACUUGAACACCACUGCAGUGUCACACCACCGUUCACGAUGGCUGGACAUCUUUUACUUCUCGUCUUGAUUACUGUGUGCUCUGAGACCAAGGGACAAGUCACAGACCUGGAGGCUCCUAAACUGAGUGUGGACCCAAAGAUCAUCACAAAAACAGGAUCAGUGCAUCUGAACUGUCAGACUCCUGCUCCUGUGACUGACUGUUUCUACAGUUUUGGAAAAACUCCGGCUAAAAAACUGCCCUGUCGUCACAGUGUGAACGGAAGCACACUUUUGUCAUUAGUGGGGAGAGACUCUCCUGGUGAAGUGAGCGUGACCUGUUUUUACCUCAGCUCCAGAAAGUCUCCACACAGUGAGAGGAAAGUCAUCAGUGUACAAGACCUUGGCCCGCCCGUCUUGUCUGUGCAUCCAUCAGUGAUCACAGAGUUUUCCACUGUGACCCUGUUCUGCCAGCCGCCCGUUUACGUCUCGACAUCGCGCUGCUCUUUCUACUCUCUGACAGGACUGAAGUGGGAGGGGCCUUCAUGUGUCCGGACUCUGAGAGGGUCUGAUCUGAUGAAGAACCAGCGCCCCCCGACUGAGCAGCAGCUCAAAUGUUACUACUUUGAGAAUGAAAACACAAGUCCAUCUCCACACACAGCGACAAAAUCAACAGUGACUGUUAAAGAUCUGGCUCCUCCCACUUUGACCAUGAUGCCCUCUGUGAUCACAGAGACAGACACUGUUACUCUCAGCUGUCAGCCUCCAUCUUAUGUCUCUGCUUCUAUUUGUUAUUUCUACACCACGAGUGGAAAAUCUCUGCACGUCACAGACUGUGUCCAAACUCUGAGAGGAUCUGAUCUGCUGAUGGUCACCCAAAGUCCUCCAACUGAAGUUCAGGUCCACUGUCUUUAUGUAGUGCAGCUGGAAUCUGCGACUUCAACAUCUCCACACAGCAAAGAGACAAAUGUCACUGUUCAAACAACCACCACCACAAAAACAACAACAACAACAACGUCACGUACAACUGCACAUUUAUUCAGCACUGAACCAACAACAAGCCAAGAGAAAACCACGAGCCAAAAUCCAGUACAAAGUGAGACUGCGAAGGCUCCCGGCUCAGAAAAUUCAUCUGCUACAAAAAACCUCAUUAUGUGGCUGACGAUUAUCUUGACAGCCUGUGGGGCGACUGUGGGCUGUGUCAUGCUGGUGGCGGCUUUUUUCUGCACAAAAAAGAGGAAGGAUAAAGUGAAGUCGCAGGACUCUUACCACUGUGAACAGCCGCUCUCUGGUGAAAAUAACCUGCGUGGCACUGAACCAGAACACGCUGCUAACUCAGCGUCUGUGUCUGUAAAUCAACCCAACGUGCAACCUGAUGAUGAGGCGGAUCCGUAUCACCCGUACGCUUCUAUUCCCGAUGAAAACUACUCCAGUCCAAAGAACAACUUCCAGUACAGUUUUCUGCAGAUGCACAACCACUGAAGUCAAACUGUGAGCUCAGCUGAUAGAGCGUCUGUCCACUGAUCAGAAGGUCGGAGGUGUGCGAUUCCGGCUCUCACAGAUGAAUGCUGUUGUUGUGUCCUUGGGCAAGAAACUCAACUCACUUUGCAUCUGCAUUCACUGGUGUUUGAAUGUGCGUGUGAGUGGUUCCUUAAUGUAAAACGCUUUGAGUGCCUUGAAGAUGGAAAAGCGCUGGAUAAAAAUGUGACCAUUUACUUUGAAUUUUUACAAACUGCGCUGUGAUCUUAUAGAGACAUUAUCAGAUGACGUCACUUUGUGCUUUACUGCGCAUGUCUCCUGCAAAAAGAGCCGCUG
Boleophthalmus pectinirostris (great blue-spotted mudskipper) is the source of this 1835-nucleotide messenger RNA. RefSeq names its product mucin-5AC. The record is from RefSeq and is a predicted model, not a curated record. Bases 33 to 1502 code for a protein of 489 amino acids. The transcript is spliced from 12 exons. NCBI's taxonomy places the organism in Eukaryota, Metazoa, Chordata, Actinopteri, Gobiiformes, Gobiidae.